Plodia interpunctella (Indianmeal moth) is the source of this 1489-nucleotide messenger RNA. Its product is annotated as alpha- and gamma-adaptin-binding protein p34-like. The record is from RefSeq and is a predicted model, not a curated record. Bases 326 to 1018 code for a protein of 230 amino acids. The transcript has 5 exons. Lineage: Eukaryota; Metazoa; Arthropoda; Insecta; Lepidoptera; Pyralidae.
UAUACAUAGAAAAUCGACGUGGGCGAAGCUGCGGGUAAAAGCUAGUUUCAAAAUAAAAAUAUCUACAUGUUAUGGACAUAAAUAGGUAUUUAUCUACACAAUUUAUGUGUAGAUAUUAGGUAAAUUUAGUACCUACCUACCUAGUGUCAAGUGCAUGUCCACGCGCAAUAGUUCCUGUUCUGAAGGUACGUUCUGUACAAGCAUGUACAACUAGCUUCGUCCCCGUGGGAAUCGGGUUAAAGAUUCAAAACUUUGUGCUCAUCAGUUCCCUGUCAAGGACCCAAUCAAUGUUGAGCUCUAAAAUAAUUUAAUUUUAUAGUUAAGUAUGGGAGAAACAGAUUUAAAUGCAUUACCCAUUAUUUUAUUGAGUGCAAAGGAUAAUGCUACUGCGUCAUAUAUGGUUUCAGAAAUCAUAGAUAAUGAUGUAACAGAGAGUUACAGGACAAAAGAAGGUAAUGUGGUGCAAGAUCAUGUCUGGAGGAUAGUAAACAAGUAUUAUACAGCUGAUGUGCGGCUGCGAGCAUGCGGGGACGAGCAGCUGCCUAUCGGAGAUGAUCCUGUGGAUGCACAUGUCAUAUACUUACAUGCAGAUGAGUGCAGCGUAUCGACAUGUUCUACGCGCUCGGUGCCGUGCGCGGGCGUGCGGCUGGUGCUGAGUGCGGGCGAGGACGAUGCCGUGCGGCGCUGGUGUGCGGCGCAGCGCUAUGAGCUGGUGCGGCUAGCGGCGGCCGAGGACGAGGCAGACGAGGACGAGGCAGACGAGUGGGGCGUGAAGCGAGUGCGCGCGGCGCUACAUGCGCACGCCUGGCCCGGCCUCGUGCGCACCGACCGCCCCGCUCCACUCGACACUGGCGCAGAUUCAGACGGCGAGUCGUCCUCGGCGGGCGCGGAGCGGUUCGCGGCGGCGCUGGCGGCGCUGCCCGCGGCCGCGGCCGAGCGCCCGCUGCGGCCGCCGCGCGCUGAGGCGCUGCUGGCCGAGUUCUGUCGCGCGCUGGGGCUCGACCUCGACCGCUGCUGACUCCAGUCCGAAUGGGGUGGGUGGGUACAUUAAGCUCUACUUCACAAACUUUCCCAACACUACAACUUUGUAAUGGUGUAAUUUUGCAUAAAAAUGUAUCAACUUAUUACUAGUGUUGCCGAAGUUUAAAUUAUCGAUAGUACCGAACCGUGAUGACGAUUAUAGACUAUCGAUACUCUCUGAAACACUAUAUAUUUUGUUAAUAUUAUCGGACACUUCGCAAUAUAACGUAGGCGAUGGAUAUUAUCGGUACUAUACUCUUUAUCUAGUGUUGCACCGAAACUGGCUAUCGAUAAAUAUCGAUUUAUUUGUAUAUACUAUAUAGGCCCUCGAAAAUCUGUCGAUAGUCAACGAUCGGCAGCACUAUUAUCACUCUUAUUAUUUGUGAUAUGUACAUAUUUUAAAGUUAUAAGCACUAAAAAACUAAUAAUGGAAUAUGUUUCAGUACCAAAAUAUAAUAUUUAUGAAAUC